AUGGCUAACUGUGACAACAAUCCGUGGAAAAAGAAUGCUUGGGGAAAGAGCGAGGUUCGUUUUUUGAAAGACAUUUGUAGUCCUUCAUAAAGAAUGUUUUAGGAGAAAGCAGAAGAGCCCGUGGUCUGCUUCGCGGAUGUGAUGAGCGAGGAAUUCAUAGAAGGAAUGAGUCUGCAGGAGAAGCUGGAAGAGGAUAAAUACUUGAAAGUAUCCCAAAUUCCAAAGAAAAAGGGAAUUUAAAUGAAAUUACAGCAAUUGGCUCAAAUGUACGGCCCCACCUCGACCUCGGACGAUCAGUUGCCGAUCAACACGGAAGGGAUGACAGACGAGGAGGUGGCACAGGCUCUCCAACGUCAUUUCGACCGGGAGGCAGAGGUGGCUCGUGCUGUCGCUUCCUCCAGUUCGGUUCAUAUCGCCCCUGACCGAUACCAUCCUAAGACGAUGCAAGAGACCGAUUCGGAAGGAGAAGAUGACGAUGCGCUGCGACAGGCCGCCACCGAUAUGCUCUACGCGAAGCUUGAUGCUGAGAACGCUAUGGAAUCGCGUCUCCGUCCGGAAGGGCAGGGAAUCUCGCGCACUAAGCACGACAUCGGGGUCAGCGGGCGUCGGAAUGCCGAUAAAACAUUCAAUGUAAGUACGGCCACUUCGCAACUGCUCAUCCGUUUUCCAGGAUCGUAACUCACUUCCAACUGGGGAUAUGGUUGGUGACAACAUCAACAACAAAGUGUUCAAUACACUGAUGGCAUUCGGAAAAAGCGAGUCGAAACGUCAGAUGAGAAACAAGGACAAGGAGGAAAAGGCGACGAUGGACACUUCGGUAGACAGCGACACCCGUCUCCUUCUGCUCAAAUGGAUCAACCAGGGCGUGUUCGAUUCGGUUGAUGGCAUCAUCGCCACCGGAAAAGAGUCGGCUGUGCUCCACGCCGCUCAGAACUCGGCCACCAGUUACGCCAUCAAAGUGUACAAGACGACGUUGUCCGAGUUUAAGAAUAGAAGCGAGUACGUGAAAGACGACUUUCGAUUCAAAAACCCACGCGGAGUGCUCAAGAUUUGGGCGGAGCGAGAGUUCAUGAAUCUGACGAGAAUGGCGAAGAACGGUCUUCCGUGUCCGCAGCCAGUCAAAGUCCGCCGCAAUGUGCUCGUGAUGUCGUUCCUCGGACACGACGGACUCGCUGCGCCGAGACUCAAAAACGUCGAAUGGGCAUUUUUCACGGACGAGGAGCGCCGAUCUGUGUACGAUCAAGUGCAGACGGUGAGAGUUCUGAUGAUGAGAUCAGAACAUGACACUUCUGAUUUCAGAUUAUGUGCCGUAUGUACAAAGAGUGUCUUCUGGUGCACGCAGAUCUCAGCGAGUUCAAUCUUCUCCUGACGCCAGACAACAAAGUGCACGUGAUUGACGUCUCGCAAGCGAUGGAUCUCUCCCAUCCGCGCAGUCUCCAGUUCCUCACACGAGACAUCCACAAUGUCAUCGCCUUCUUUUCGCGCAUUGAAACUCCGAACCUCCCGACUAGCGUGCAACUUUUCAACCUGAUCACCGAGUUGGAAAUGUCCGAAGAUAACGAUCUUUUGGUGCAAGUGGAGCAGUUCUCCGAGGAGAAUCGGUCAGUUGACCUGCGACACGACAAGUCUCGUCCGGCCGAUAUGGAAUUAAAAAAGUAUAACGAAGAGAAGAAGGCGAAUAGAGGAGUGUCUCCCGCCCGUGAAUACAAUUGA
Molecule: messenger RNA, 1713 nt
Organism: Caenorhabditis sp. 36 PRJEB53466
Lineage: Eukaryota; Metazoa; Nematoda; Chromadorea; Rhabditida; Rhabditidae
Source: the annotation of a GenBank genome assembly